UUCUGUGCCCGCCCACUGUCCUCUCCUGCCUGUGCAGGGUUUGUUGUUGUCAAGAUGGAGUUCUUGUUGGGGAAUCCGUUUAGCACUCCGGUCGGCCAGUGUAUUGAGAAGGCCACCGAUGGGUCCCUGCAAAAUGAGGACUGGACGCUCAACAUGGAGAUCUGUGACAUUAUUAAUGAGACAGAGGAAGGGCCCAAAGACGCCAUUCGUGCCAUCAAGAAGAGGCUGAAUGGCAAUCGAAACUUCCGGGAGGUGAUGCUGGCUCUGACUGUGCUAGAGACUUGUGUAAAGAACUGUGGCCAUCGCUUCCACGUGUUCGUGGCCUCGCGGGACUUCAUCGAUGGCAUUCUGGUGAAGAUCAUUUCUCCAAAAAACAACCCUCCUACUAUAGUGCAGGAUAAAGUAUUGGCGCUGAUCCAGGCUUGGGCUGAUGCAUUCAGAAGCAGUCCAGACCUCACUGGAGUCGUCCAAAUUUACGAGGAGCUGAAGAGAAAAGGCGUCGAGUUCCCCAUGGCAGACCUGGACGCACUUUCACCAAUCCACACGCCACAGAGAGGAGUCCCAGAGAUUGACCCAGCCUCACAUAAGUACAAAGCUUCUCUCCAGCCCAAGCCAGCAUCCCAGCCACCUCAGACCUCUGCAGCUAGUGGCUUACCUGCUCAGAAUCAAAUAGCAAAUGUGACAGGGCCCGUCACACCAAAUGCAGAGCAGAUUGCCAGACUGAGAAGUGAGUUGGACAUUGUGCGUGGCAACUGCAAAGUGAUGUCAGAGAUGCUGACAGAGAUUGUGCCAGGGCAAGAGGAUGCCUCUGACCUUGAGCUCCUCCAGGAGCUGAACAGGACAUGUCGGGCCAUGCAGCAGAGGAUAGUGGAGCUCAUCUCUCGUGUCUCCAAUGAAGAGGUCACAGAGGAACUUCUACAUGUCAACGAUGACCUAAACAAUAUCUUUCUUCGCUACGAAAGGUAUGAGAGAUACAGAUUGGGCCGGAAUACACAGAACAACGGGGUGUUGAACGAGGCUUCAGCAGAGGAUAAUCUGAUAGAUCUGGGCCCGGGAUCCCCAGCCGUCGUCACCCCACGAGCCAGCGUUGCAGUCACCCCCACACCUCCCCCCAGCCUGACUACUGCUGCUGCUGCCCCGUCACUCUCCACACAGCUUGCAGGAUUGAAUUUGGAUUCUGAUUCAGUAAGUGGCACUCUGAGUGCACUGUCUGCUCCCAAUCCUCGUGAUGACUUUGACAUGUUUGCCCACACCAGAAGCAGCUCCCUUGCUGAUCAGCGCAAAAACGUGAAAUACGAAGACCCGCAGGCUCUCGGCAGCCUAGCUUCUGCUCUGGACGUCCGACAACAAAACGCAGCCGGGCUGAGUGUAAAGGGUGAUAACGCAGAGUUGGAGCCCAUAGACAGCUGGCUCAUUACCCAAGGAAUGAUUCCUGUAUCGCAGUCGUCUGUCAUGGAUGACAUUGAGGAGUGGCUCGGUGCUGAUGUGAAAGGUGAUGAGGCUGAGGAGGGAGUGACCAGUGAAGAGUUUGACAAGUUCUUGGAAGCCCGAGCCAAAGUUGCAGAUGCAGCAUCGCCGUCACCCCCUAGAGGCGAGCCCUCUGUUCCAGCGAGCGCACCGAGCAGCAGCCGUAAGAAAGCCGAGCGGACUGAGGACAACCUGUUUGCGUUGUAGGUUGCACAUGAACUUGAAGAAAAGCGCCGUUUAUCCCUGUCAGCAUUCCUUUGGAUGCCUGCUGCCUUUCCAUGCUGCUUACUGUCACACGUUUCUUGAUCCAUCAUGGGACUCUCGGUUCAUUUCCACCUCUCCAGCUGCUGGCUGGAGCUGGGCGGCUUCUGUGAUCCGGCUCCUCUUCCAGACUCAGCAUGCUUUUAUGUGUAACUUCAGGGGCAGAGGGAUGAUCCUUCUUAAAUGAGCAAAUUUCUCCUCAGUGAAGUCAUGUUGUAGUUUAAGACAUGCCAAGAAUAUAACUUACUUCUGUUUAUUAAUAGAAGCCUUGUGGAAUCUAGCUUGGAAAAGUGACAUAAUAUAUCAGAUUUCCAGUGCAAGUUAGCUAGCAAUCUGAAAUCUGCUGUUCCAUAAAAGUAAUUCUUGUGCUCCAAUGCCAUUAUACCACUAAGGGUCUCAUAUACUUAAGAGUGACAAGUUAAAUGAAAAACAGACAGUCUUAGGUUUUGGGACUUUUCAGCUUGUACCUUGAUACACAUUUUAUAGAUUCUAUAUAAAUCUUUAUAGCUGUACUGGCUGGAUGAACAUUAUUCUUCCAAUAUGUAUUCCCUCACAAUUGCAUUUUGAUAGUGGUGGAGAGCGCUCCAUCACUCCAACACCCUCACUCCAUCUCCCAGGGGUGUUCAGUUCGGUUUAAAUCUGGUGACUAUAUACUCAGUGGCAUAUGACUUACAUUACUUUCAUACUCAACAAACCAUUCAGUGUAUCUUUGUUCCCUGUGGAUGGGAAACGGGGUCAUCCUAUAAGAGACCACUCCCAUCAUGAUAGAAAAGUCAGUUAACGUUGUAUUGAUUUGCAGUGACCCUUUCCACUAAUAGCGCUUUUCCACUCAGCAAAUCACCCUCAGAGCACGUUGUUGCUAUUUCCACCAACACAUGAGCGCAGCUGAAAUAGUGCUGAGCACUAAUUGCUAAAACAGUCAAACAGCAGUUAGUGAUCAAUGUCUCAUGAGCUAAAAGCUCGUCUGUACUGGAAAGUAUCUUCAGUACAUGGCUGUAAAUGUGUUUUGGUCUGUGGGCGAUUAAUUAAAAGCUCUGUUAAUUAGAGAGCUAAGUGUUGUAUUUGGAUGUGUGCUUUUGGUAAAAAUAAGUUCACUCCGGCUUCUUCUUUUGAGAGAGAAACAGAAAUCAGAGAUUCUUAGUUUUAUUUACAUUUUCCAUAUGUUUUUCCAUAUUUCCAUAUUUUCCAUAAUUUAAGUAGUAUUUUUAUGUUAGCCUUUUGAUAUGCUAUACAGAAACUCUUCUUACUCUCAUGAGUACAGUUACAUGAUGGAAAUUCUCAGCCAGGAGAUGAAUAGUCAGGAUAGUAUGGAGUUAUAUAUAUGGAUUUAAGUUCUGAUGAUUUGCAUUGGUUGGUGAAAAAGCGCUAUAAAAGUUCAAGCACUGCUAAGACAAUAGCCUUAAUAUAUUGUCCCUACCCCACCAUUGUACUACCAGUUUUUCCUUUAAUUUGUCUUGUGUUUGCAUGUAUUCAGUCAAACCUAUGAUAUGUUUUUUUUUUUUUUUUGGAGAAAAAAUAAGGGAAAACCAAAAAAAAAAAAAGUCAUUCUUGCUUUUUUUUUUUUUUCUUUUUCUUUUUUUCCCCCUCAUCCUUUGUCUGGUUUUCAUUUCUUAUUUGAUUUGAGUGUUAAGUUGACGAAUGAAGUCGCAUUGUCGUAAUCAUGAAAAUAGUGACCAAAGACCGUUUCCAAAAAGGGAUCUCUCACCUCUUGUUUCAAAGAGCUAAGAGUAUUUCCGAAUGGUUCCGAGAAUCAAGUUAUAAAACACACUGCCUAUUUAAUACUGUAUGGAACAUUCAUUUACCAUUAAGUGAUUUGAAGAAACAUUGUUCUCAAAUGCUUCAUAAGUAUUUGUAAUCUAUUUGAUUUUCGGAAUCAUGUAUUCAUGUAUUUUUAUGCAUGAGUUCAUAGCCCAAAAAAAAAAAAAAUACAUAUGAAAAUCUGGGCCACAGUAAAGAUCCACGGCAUUAAAAGAGUAAAUAGAAGAAAUUUGUUUCCGGGUGGGUUUAAGGAUUAAAUUAGGAUAGCAUAAAUUGUACAUUAUGUAUUGAUAUGUAUACAGAAAUAUAUGUAUAUACAACAAAAGAAUUGGAUAUAAAUGCCUGUUAUCAUUUCUGAGUAAGUUAAUAUUCAGAAAGUGAACAAAUGACUCAAUCAGGAGCUCAUUUUAGGUGACUUCAUAUUUUUCAUCCUGAUGGUUAUAGUAGUGUAUGGCAUGUUUGACAGCUGGAGCACAACUGGAAGGAAUAUAAGAUGCCUGAACCUCAUUGGUUAUCCUGGUGUACAUCAGCUCUUGAAACGCAGUAGUCCAGUUUCGUGGUCAUUCCGUGUAAUAGUGUGUUUCAUUGUACCUUUACUCACAAAUUGGUCAAAUCUAGACGAAAAUAUUUUGAGAUUUUAACAUUUUGGUUGUUCGGAUUGACAGCACUUAAUAUAAUGUCUUAAUACAAUACAAUCUGUUCUAAAUCAGUGAUAAAAUGUUGAGUAUAGAUGUGCUUUAUGUGAAUAUAAAGCAUAAAUCAGAUGAUAACAGACAUUAACACUUAAAUUACACGUGUCCGAAAAGAAACUUUCAACGAGUCACAUUUAUUUAUCGAAUAAUUUAAUUUUUUUUUGUUUAUAGCUUUGUAUAAUUUAAAACAAUAAAGCUGACUUGUUUGUAACUAUGUCCUAUAAAAAAAGCUUUGCUUUCCAAUAAGGUGGCAAUCUUUUAUUUUUAAUAACUGCUUUAAUGAAUGUGACAUUGAGUCCUAACUAUUUUGAUUUUUUGUCUCAGACGUCUUUGUGUAUUUUAGGAUAUGUAAUAAAGAUUCUUAUUGUGAA
Messenger RNA from Tachysurus vachellii, 4549 nucleotides. RefSeq names its product TOM1-like protein 2 (gene tom1l2a). The record is from RefSeq and is a predicted model, not a curated record. The coding region runs from base 55 to 1674 and encodes 539 amino acids. Gene Ontology annotation, molecular function: ubiquitin binding; phosphatidylinositol binding; clathrin binding. Lineage: Eukaryota; Metazoa; Chordata; Actinopteri; Siluriformes; Bagridae. Gene Ontology annotation, cellular component: endosome; membrane. Gene Ontology annotation, biological process: signal transduction. The transcript is spliced from 16 exons.